Symphalangus syndactylus (siamang) is the source of this 654-nucleotide messenger RNA. It is a transcript of the gene AIF1, whose product is annotated as allograft inflammatory factor 1. Gene Ontology annotation, biological process: ruffle assembly; actin filament bundle assembly. Gene Ontology annotation, molecular function: calcium ion binding; actin filament binding. Gene Ontology annotation, cellular component: actin filament; ruffle membrane. The record is from RefSeq and is a predicted model, not a curated record. NCBI's taxonomy places the organism in Eukaryota, Metazoa, Chordata, Mammalia, Primates, Hylobatidae.
AAGGCUUCUGAGAAGACUGGUGGGAGAGGAGAGCCUGCAGACAGAGGCCUCUAGCUUGGUCUGUCUCCCCACCUCUACCAGCAUUUGCUGAGCUAUGAGCCAAACCAGGGAUUUACAGGGAGGAAAAGCUUUUGGACUGCUGAAGGCCCAGCAGGAAGAGAGGCUGGAUGAGAUCAACAAGCAAUUCCUAGACGAUCCCAAAUAUAGCAGUGAUGAGGAUCUGCCCUCCAAACUGGAAGGCUUCAAAGAAAAAUACAUGGAGUUUGACCUUAAUGGAAAUGGUGAUAUUGAUAUCAUGUCCCUGAAGCGAAUGCUGGAGAAACUUGGGGUCCCCAAGACUCACCUAGAGCUAAAGAAAUUAAUUGGAGAGGUGUCCAGUGGCUCCGGGGAGACGUUCAGCUACCCUGACUUUCUCAGGAUGAUGCUGGGCAAGAGAUCUGCCAUCCUAAAAAUGAUCCUGAUGUAUGAGGAAAAAGCGAGAGAAAAGGAAAAGCCAACAGGCCCCCCAGCCAAGAAAGCUAUCUCUGAGUUGCCCUGAUUUGAAGGGAAAAGAGAUGAUGGGAUUGAAGGGGCUUCUAAUGACCCAGAUAUGGAAACAGAAAACAAAAUUGUAAGCCAGAGUCAACAAAUUAAAUAAAUUACCCUCCUCCUCCA